This is a messenger RNA of Suillus fuscotomentosus, 1748 nucleotides long. RefSeq lists its product as uncharacterized. Lineage: Eukaryota; Fungi; Basidiomycota; Agaricomycetes; Boletales; Suillaceae. The coding region runs from base 58 to 1518 and encodes 486 amino acids. The transcript has 3 exons. The record is from RefSeq and is a predicted model, not a curated record.
AUGCAGUGCUACUCACGGCACGCACUGGGUCACUGAAGUUGCUUCCAUCUGGCCUCCAUGGAGCAAGAACAUGUGUCGCCUCCAAAAUCAGAGCCGCCCCCUGGCAUCGUUCCUCGCUUUGUCAGGAGUUUCAGCAAGGCCAGCGCUACAACAGAGCAAUCCACAUCAACCGCUCAUGCAGACGCCGAACAAGUUUUACCAUCUUCCACAUCGAAACUCGCACAAGCGAAGAUAAAUACUAUAGACACGUUCUUGAAGUAUGCACGAAAAGCGAAGAGGCCAGGAUUUCCUCCAUCCUCCUGGUUCGUGGAGGAAGGCAAUCAAGGUCAACGACCGAUCACUCCCACUGCUGCAUCCCUUCCUGCUUCCCACAUCAUUGAUGAUGAGAUACAGGAGGCAGGCAGCAGUGCGACUACUGAUGCGAUUCAAUUUGAUGGUGGUGGAGAAGUCGGAGUUGAAAGCGAACCACCAGAACCGGACACUCUCGCUCGAAAAAUUCAAGCAAUGAUUGCAUCACUGCCCUCCAUACCAUCUGGGCUACCCACUUCUUUCCCCCAAUUCUAUACUACACCAUCCGGAACGCCAGUCAUAGAUUCCAAUGACAAUCCUCCCAUUUCUUCCCCAGGAUUUUCUGACUCAAAGUUGAUGGCAUUUCUCACUUCAUUCACCGUCAUGAAUGGGUCAAUCGAUCGUGGGAGAGAGUCCGUCUGGUCUGUGUUAGACCGAUUGCGAUCCCCUAUAACAAUGAGGAAUGGCACAGCUGGGCCAAACGCAGAGAGACCGCGCACUGGCGCGGAGUAUGAAGAUGACAAUGGAUCGGUGAUGAUGUACGGGCCUUUAGAACCCACCGAGGACUCGGAGAUAGAGAUCGCGCGCUCUGAGAUUGUCUCACUCAAUGGAGAUGGAGAAGAGAUCCGCACACCCCAGCUGACUUUCGUUCCCCUUCCAUCAGAGUCGAUCGAACAAGUCCUCGCCCAGAGCGAGAGUUUCGAUAAGCGCAAAGGGAAACAAAGGGCGAACCCUGAGCAGUUCUCUUCCAGCAGCAGAGUCGAACCAAGGGACAUGACUGCUGUUGCUGUAAGUGAGCAAGUUGAAUAUCGUGUCUGGCUCCCGUCGCCUACAAAAAUAUCCAUUCAAGCUAUGUGGUGGGGAUUCCGAAUUUACCUUCCGCCUCCUGUGCUCGAUGCUCUCAAUGAUAAGCAGCUUGAAGCUGCCAAACGCGCUGCCAUGAUCACUACCGCGCUGAAAUGGCUACUGGAUCAUUUACCUAUCUCGCUUAUGCCACCGCAGCUGCGUACCUCGAUGAAUAUUCUCCGCCGACUUGUACCAUACCUCGGCUACAUCGGAGGCUUCAUUGCCUGGAGCUGGUCAGCAGUCAAAGUUUUUGAUAAAGGGUAUGGAGUAGUUCUCACUGCCACUUGGCUCCUCCCAAUUGCUCUCAUACCGGGAACGUGGGAGGCGACCGACUUUCCAUCGUUGCAAGCGGAACCCCAGACCCCCGCUUGGUCGAAGUAUUAACGCUGGUUUUGUUGUUCGAUCACGAUGUUUUUUGGACUUGUGAUUUGCUACACACAGGAACUGUAUCGUCAUUCAUGGAGUCUGUAGAACUGUACAUACGUGUCUUGUUAUCUGUGUUUUGAGUCGCCCAUCAAGUAUGGUAGUUGUACUGUCUGGGGGGACUGCAUCUACUAUAAUAUUAAUCACUAGAGCUCAAGUUCAUCAGAAAAUCUAGUUGAGUUGCACCGGUG